Nematolebias whitei (Rio pearlfish) is the source of this 1224-nucleotide messenger RNA. RefSeq names its product glucose-dependent insulinotropic receptor. Gene Ontology annotation, biological process: G protein-coupled receptor signaling pathway. The record is from RefSeq and is a predicted model, not a curated record. Gene Ontology annotation, molecular function: phosphatidylcholine binding; G protein-coupled receptor activity. The transcript has 2 exons. NCBI's taxonomy places the organism in Eukaryota, Metazoa, Chordata, Actinopteri, Cyprinodontiformes, Rivulidae. Gene Ontology annotation, cellular component: membrane. The coding region runs from base 1 to 1224 and encodes 407 amino acids.
AUGUCUUAUGUGACUGGACCAACCGGCACGGAGCCUUCUUUGAUUCUGACGUCUGAGAGCCCGGAGUGCAACCAGGUGAGCUCUCAGGGCGACCUGAGGGUGAUGGGUCUGAUCCUGAGCAUGGCCGCCUGCCUCAUCAUCUCCACCAACCUCCUGGUGGCAGCUGCUCUGCUGAAGCUCCUCCUGAAGAGGAGCAGCCAGAGCUGGGCCUUGGUCCUGAACUUGGCCCUGGCGGACACCUUGCUGGGUGUCGGCGUCACCGGCCUGGCCGCAGAAGAUUUCAACCACAACGCCAUUCGGAGCCAGCUCGUCCUUCCUACAAACGCUUCAGCUCCGCAGGGGAAGAGCCGCUGUUUGCUGCGAAUGGCCUUCGUGACGUCGCCUUGCAUGGCGUCCAUCUUGUCCAUGUUCCUGAUUUCCUUGGACCGAUACGCCGCCAUCAAGAUGCCCCUGCGCUACUUCCUGCUGUCCAGGAAGGGGACCGCAGCCGGGUCUCUUGUGGUUCUGUGGGUCAGCUCCAUCACUAUGGGGUUUCUGCCAGUCGUGGUGCAGGAGCUGCAGUCGAAGAGACCUUACGACGGCUUCUGCGCCUUCUUCUCCGUCACCCACGACAUCGCCAUCAUCGUGCUGUACUGCCUGCUCUUCUUCCCGGUGCUCUCUCUGUUCAUCUACAUCUACCUGGACAUCUUGAAGAUCGCCUGCAGCCACCAGAAGCAGAUCUCUCAAAUUCAACAAGCCAGCUCCCGGAGCGACGACCAACAUCUGGGUCCUCACCAGUACCAGCACUUUCAGCUGAGGAGUGGCUACUGGAGCCACGUCAAGGCCUUGAGGCUGGUUGCAGUGCUUGUUGGAUGCUUCUUAGUCCUCUGGUGUCCUUUCUUUGUGGUGUGCAUCGUGCACAUUCUGUGCAAGAAGUGUGGACUCAAGGAAGUGCUGGAGAACUAUCUGUGGCUGCUGGGGCUCUCCAACUCACUGAUAAACCCUCUGGUUUAUGCUUUCUGGCAAAGAGAGGUGCGGCUGCAGCUGGCAGACAUGUUUUCCUGCAUCAGCGGCAGGUUGCUGGCUGCUGGACCUCCGAGUGUGACGGAACGAUGCCACCAGCUGCCUCCUCUCCAAACCCGAGCUUGUGUUUCUGAAGGAGACACCCCCAGCCCCUCCAUGGUGCAGCCAGUUAGCAGCUCCAAGGCUCACGGUGUGUCGCUGUCAGACACAACCAGCUUCUAA